AUGUCGUUAUUCCUUGUCUGCCUGCGUCUGCCCGUGGAUCGCCGCGACCUGGCGAAGGUGUACCGACUCAGAAUUUACCCUCAACUGGGAACAUCUUGUGGCCAGCAUGGGUAAUUCGAUGGAAGUGUCACAAGGUUCUUUGUAGGAUCGUCUCCAAGAGGUGUUCUCAGGACUGACACACAUUGUGUCCUUGGGAAAAUAUCCAAGUCAGGAGAAAAAGUGUGCACCCAAGGAGAUUCGGACCGGUAUCCAGCUGACGCCAUGUGCGAAGGUGUACCGAUUAAGGUAAAAGUC
This is a messenger RNA of Ectocarpus sp. CCAP 1310/34, 294 nucleotides long. The record is from the annotation of a GenBank genome assembly. Lineage: Eukaryota; Phaeophyceae; Ectocarpales; Ectocarpaceae.